This is a messenger RNA of Didymodactylos carnosus, 1575 nucleotides long. Lineage: Eukaryota; Metazoa; Rotifera; Eurotatoria; Philodinida; Philodinidae. The record is from the annotation of a GenBank genome assembly.
AUGAGCGGAAAUCUUUACUUAUCAGAUUAUUGGAAUCAAAGAGUCUUGAAAUUUAAUGCUGAAGAUGCCACAGGGGAUACUGUAGCAGGCGGAAAUGGUCCGGGUAACGCUUUUAAUCAAUUGGACCACCCAAUGGGCAUUUUCAUAGAUUCCAAUACAGGCAAUAUUUAUGUAGCAGACAUGUACAAUCAUCGGAUUCAACUAUGGUAUCCGGGCGCAUUUACAGGUGUCACAGUGGCAGGAGGCAACGGAAUGGGAUCGAAUUUGAAUCAACUUCAUAAUCCAACAUCAGUAAUUUUAGAUGCUGAAUCGAAUGUGUAUAUCAGUGAUAUGGGCAACCAUCGUGUAGUGAAAUGGUUCAGUCAUACAACAACAAAUGUAAUAUUAGUUGCAGGUCAGAGUCAUGGAAGUGGUGCCGAUGAAUUAUCAUUUCCAAGCUCAUUGCAAUUCGAUCGAGAUGGUAAUUUGUAUGUUGCCGAUAGUAACAAUCAUCGCGUACAAAAAUUUAUGAUUAAUAAUGGACCAUCCAUUGAUAGUAAUGUUUGGACAUAUGGUGGCACUACUAAUGGUACUCGACAAUAUUGUAUAUUUCCAUUUAUUUACCAAGGUAACUUGACGAGUAGUUGCAUUAAAACUGAUCAACCACCAACAACAGUAACCGAUUUAUCGACUGAUCCUUGGUGUUCAUUAACCUCUAAUUUUGACCAAGACAACCAAUGGGGCUAUUGUGAUUUAGGAGUGACACCAUCGACGUUAAGUGAUAUUUGCUCGGGAAAAUCACAACAAUUGAAAUGUCCAUCAGGUUAUGUAAUUGAUAUUGUUACAGCUGUUUAUGGAGUUAAGGAUACUUUAACUACUAAUUGUUCCUAUGAUCCCGGUGAUUGUUUCCAGAAUGACGAUUCUACGACUAUUGUAGUUUGUGCAGGGAAAAAUUCGUGUCUAGUUUAUUAUUUUGAUAAAACAUUGACAUUAUGUCACAAUCGUAAAUCGACCUAUUUACAUUUGAAUUACACAUGUGUGCCAAAUACUGUCCCUGAUAUCAGAGAAUAUAAUAUAUGUUAUGAUCUGUUUAUACAGCCAACAAACGAAGAACCAGUGAAACGUGGAUAUAUCGUGUCACCCAAUUCCUCAAAUUCAUCAUCGAAUAUGAAUUGCUCAUUGACAAUUCAACCAUUGGAUAAACAAGAUGUUUAUGUCUAUUUACUUGAUAUGCAAUUGACCAUGCCGCUGCUAGGACAGAUAUGUGAGAAAGAUAAAUUUAUGCUAAUAUACGAUAAUGCAACAAAUGAAAUAUGUGGACGUUCUCACACAAAGUUUCUUUUCAAAACAUGUUCAACGUUAAUACUACAAUUAAUAAUAUCCAGUUAUUCAAAUGGUAAAGGUAUAAAAUUAUAUUUUGAAUUCAUCGAUCGUCCAUCAGGUACAAUACAUUCUACAGUUCCAACGGCGAUAUCAACAGAAAAAUCACCACUAUUGACAACACCAUCAGCGAAUCCGGAUUAUUAUCCAAACAUAUCUCUAAUACAAACAGGCACUUCGCAGUUAACAUAUGGUUCAUUAAUGACGUCCACGUGA